CACCAAACCGAAUGGCCAGCCAUUAUAGUUUUGCUUUCGUUUUGCUACUGUCCAUGGUGGCAACGAUUUGGACCAGAAGCAGCCCGCCGUCCACUGCCGUGGGCUGCUAUGGUGAUGCCCGAGAUUAUUACUUCCAACAGUCAAUGUUGUUGGCUGAUAUGUUACCAAGAAAUUCUCCAUUUGCUCCGGAUAAGUGUCGUCUGGCCUAUGAUAUGUUAAAGCAGAUCGAAAACUUACGUGUUGUAAUGGACAAGUGCGACCGCUGUCAAGCUGAAAUAGUUGAAAUUCCAUCCAGAGGAGGUAUCUGCGGUGGCGGAUUGUGUUUUGAGGGCUCAUCUUGCACCGACAAUUACCGGCCUUCAACAGCGGUCUGUGGUCCCUGUCCGGUUGGAUUUGACGGCAACGGAACACACUGCAUCAGACGAAACUUGGCAAAAUCAUAUUCAGCCACCCGUUGCCACAACGCCUAGGGAUGACCUAGCACCAGGGCUGAUCUGCUCUUUUUACUUCUUUUUUGCUCUUUUGACUACAGCGCCUCAGCCAAACAGAAUACAAAAAGGGAUUUAUAGGACAAGUGUAGAGUUACUUAUUAUCUAUUAGUUACAUUAUUAUUAGUUACAAUAUUAUUGAAGAAAGUAUAGUUUAACCUUUUGUAUUUAUAGCGUUACAGAGCUGCAAUGUCAUUGGUAGCAAAAAGAGUGCUCUUUUGUAUCUCUUAUGUAUCAGCCCCAUAGCGCCAUAAAUAUAAAAGACAAAACUAUACUUUAUCCAACAAUAUUGUAGAUAAUAAUCAACUCUACAAUUGGCCUAUACAUCACUGUUUGGAAUUUUGUUUGGUUGAGGCGCUGUAGUCAAACAAGCAAAAAUAAACUAAAAAGAGCAAAUCAAGCCUGC
This is a messenger RNA of Sabethes cyaneus, 894 nucleotides long. RefSeq names its product cartilage oligomeric matrix protein-like. Lineage: Eukaryota; Metazoa; Arthropoda; Insecta; Diptera; Culicidae. The transcript has 3 exons. The coding region runs from base 12 to 470 and encodes 152 amino acids. The record is from RefSeq and is a predicted model, not a curated record.